AUGUCUGCCACCACACAAACUCCUGAGGUUCUCUGGGCCCAGCGCUCCAGCUCGUCAGACGCCUCCAAGAACUUCGUCUACUUGACGAUCACCGUUCCCGAUGUUCCCAAGUCCAGUCUCAAGGUCGACCUGAAGCCUACCGGCCUGUCCUUCAGCGGUACCUCCGACUCUCUGAAGCGCUCGUAUGCCGUUGACCUCGAGCUGUACGCUGAGAUCGACCCCGCUGAGAGCAAGGUCAACCACACCGGCAAGAAUGUCGAGUUCAAGCUCCAGAAGAAGGAACUCAAGGAGGAGUACUGGCCUCGCCUGCUCAAGGAGGCCAAGAAGGUCCACUUCCUGAAGACCGACUUUGACAAGUGGGUCGAUGAGGACGAGCAGGAUGAGGCUGCCGAGGAGGAUUUCUCUCAGUUCGGCGGUAUGGGUGGCAUGCCUGGUAUGGGUGGCCCCGGCGGCGGCGACUUCGGCGGCAUCGACUUCUCCAAGCUUGGCGGCGGCGGCGCACCGGGUAUGGAAGGCUUGGGAGAUAUGGAGGACGAGGAAGAUGAUGAGGAUGACGAUGACAUGCCUGCCUUGGAGGGCGAGGAGGACGACGGCAAGGCCGCACCUGCUGCUGACAAGGCUGCUGCGAAAUAA
Molecule: messenger RNA, 633 nt
Organism: Colletotrichum abscissum
Lineage: Eukaryota; Fungi; Ascomycota; Sordariomycetes; Glomerellales; Glomerellaceae
Product: Wos2
Exons: 3
Coding region: 1-633 (210 amino acids)
Biological process (GO): chaperone-mediated protein complex assembly; protein folding
Cellular component (GO): cytosol; nucleus
Molecular function (GO): protein-folding chaperone binding; Hsp90 protein binding
Source: RefSeq, a predicted model, not a curated record